AUGUCAGAAAGUCAAACAUCAAUAAAUCCGUCAAUAACAACUGCACCAGUAACGACACCACGUUCACCACGAAUAGAAAUAGAAUUUUGUAUUCAAUGUCGUGGUGCAAUAUGGACAAUGAGUUUUAGUAAAGAUGGAAAAUUUUUGGCUACAGGAGGUCAAGAUACUGUGGUUAGAGUGUGGGCUGUAAUAUCAAGCGAUGAGGAACGUGAGUACUUCCUGGGAAGAAAUGGCAAAAAGAAUGCUUUUGAUGAUGUCAGUGGUACUAAACUUGGCGCUCCCGUGUUUCGUGAAAAGCCAUUAUACGAGUAUACCGGUCAUACUGCUGAUUUAUUGGAUUUAAGUUGGAGCAAAAAUAAUUUCUUGCUCUCCUCGUCAAUGGACAAAACUGUUAGAUUAUGGCAUAUAACAAGGAAAGAAUGUUUAUGCUGCUUCCAACACACUGAUUUCGUUACCUCGAUUGCUUUCCAUCCAAAGGAUGAUAGAUUCUUUCUUUCUGGAUCUUUAGAUUGUAAACUUCGAUUAUGGAAUAUUUCUGAGAAGAGAGUUGCACAUUGGCAUGAAUUGACCGACUCACAAUUGAUUACUUCUGUCGGCUUUACUUUGGACGGGAAAUUUUCAGUCGUAGGAACACUUAAAGGUCUUUGUUUAUUCUAUGAAACUGAUGGGCUACGCUAUCAUACUCAAAUUCAUGUAAAAAGUUCUCAUGGCAGAAAUUCUCAGGGCAAAAAAAUAACAGGUAUAGAGCCAUUUCCCGGUACUCCUGCUGGUCAAGAGAAGUUACUGAUAUCGUCAAAUGAUUCAAGGAUACGAUUGUAUAAUAUGCGAGAUAAAUCACUGGAAUGUAAAUACAAAGGAAUGGAAAAUACUUGUGGCCAGAUAAGUGCAACAUUUAGUGAUGAUGGUCGUUAUAUUAUUACUGGAUCGGAGGAUCGUCAUGUCUAUAUAUUUAACGCUGACCAAGCGUCAAUCAAUUCGUCACAUCAUGGAUCAAGUAGCAGUGCACAUCCUGCAGUAGUAACAACUGCAAUAUUUGCACCAACUCGUACCAAACAAUUAAUUGCACAUGGUGGCGACCCGAUAUAUUCAAAUACAAUCAAUCAUGACACAUCCAUCCCUUCUGAUAAAUUUACUUACCCUGAUGGGAACAUUAUAGUUUCAGCUGAUAAUACUGGUCGUAUAAAGAUAUUCCGUCAAGAUUGUGCCUAUUAUCAUUCUCACGACAACGACAGUUCGUCAAUUCUAAGUACCAGAUCUUGGAAUUCAAAUUUUAGUAGCAUUAAUAGUUUAUUUAGCAAACCUAUAAAUUUUCCUAACAGACUAAGAAGAAAAAGUGAUGCAUCAAGUUUAUAUUCUGGAAAUUCAAGUAUAGAACCUUUAUCUCAAAAUAUUUCACGUGAAUAUUGA
Messenger RNA from Entrophospora sp. SA101, 1407 nucleotides. The record is from the annotation of a GenBank genome assembly. Lineage: Eukaryota; Fungi; Glomeromycota; Glomeromycetes; Entrophosporales; Entrophosporaceae.